AUGUUUGUCAACAAAGAAGGCGACGUGGUAUACUGUGCCAUCUCCCCGCUGUUCUGCAUGUUCAAUCACGACUGCGAUCCUUCCGCCGAAUGGCCAGCCUACGACCAAGGCGGUCCAGUGACAGUGGUUGCGAAACCAGAUAUCAAAGAGGGCGAGGAGAUCAGCGUGUCAUAUAUCCCUAACAUUCCGUUAGAAAAGGACAGACGUCUGAGACUAACGGCUCAAAUCGGUGGUGUGUGUGGUUGCGCCCGUUGUUGCAAAGAGAGGAAAAUGCCUCUGGAGGAAGAAAGACCGCCUCACUUUGAGCUGUUGCAGUUGCUGAAUGAGGUCAGCAAUGGAAAAGGUGACCCUCAAAACGAGAUUCUGAGACGUCUGAGAGAUCGAUAUAUCUCCUGA
Molecule: messenger RNA, 396 nt
Organism: Letharia columbiana
Lineage: Eukaryota; Fungi; Ascomycota; Lecanoromycetes; Lecanorales; Parmeliaceae
Exons: 1
Coding region: 1-396 (131 amino acids)
Cellular component (GO): nucleus
Molecular function (GO): protein binding
Source: RefSeq, a predicted model, not a curated record